AUGCCAGCUAAGCUUGCUGGAAGACAAACUGCGAGUGCAGUACCUCACGAACAGACGGAGCUUCCCGCGCGAACCAUCGCGAUUGAUCUCACUCGUCUGUUGCCCGACGGGAUUAGUGGUGGGGUGAGAGUCGUCAGCGUGGAACUGGUCCAGCAACUUGCCGAACUGGCACUGCACUGGAAUUUUUUGGUGCUCACGUCGAGUUUCUCGCAUCGGGAACUGGCCCUGGUCGAUCGGGCGAACGUGCGACGGGUUUGUCUCGAUCCUUUGAAUGACCAGCAGGCUGAAGCCGCUCGCCAGCAAACGUCUCUGCUGGGGUAUGUGCGGGGACUGCUUCGUCAUCGCAUGUUGGCGCCGCUGCGUUCGCUGGCCUGGAAGUAUCUGUGGCGCCCGCGACGAUUGGAGUUGCUCGAACGGGAGCAGGUCGAUGCGUUGCUGCUGCCGCUCACCGCGCCGGCGUACUAUGCUCCCGGGGUUCCAACGGUGGCGGUGGUAUACGACUUACAACAUAUGGAUCAUCCGGAGUUCUUCCGGCGUGAUGAUCGAGUCGCGCGAAGUGUGCACUUGCAAACUCUGCUGAAGUUGGAUGCCAGGCUGAUCUGUAUUUCGAGCCAUACCCGCGAGGCCAUUCAGCGGCGGUUGAACGUUGCGCCCGAGCAAACCACAUUGAUCCCUUUCGGGCUGCGAGCGGAGUUCCCGAUCUACGAGCGACCAUCGGCCGCGUCCACGCUCAAGCGUUAUGGACUUGCCGAGCGGGGCUUCUGGUUCUAUCCGGCGAAUUCCUGGCCGCAUAAGAAUCAUCUGCGUCUGCUUGAGGGCUUUGCCGAGUAUCGACGUCGCGGAGGCGAUCCCGCGGUGAAGCUGGUCUGCAGUGGAGCCGACACUGGGGGUCACGAGCAAUUGCAGCGGGCCAUCAGCGAGCUGGGGCUCGAAGACGCUGUGCAGUUGAGUGGGUAUGUGUCGGAGGAUGCUCUGCUCGAUCUGAUGGCUUCGUGCCGAGCGUUGGUGUUUCCUUCGUUGUACGAGGGUUUUGGAAUGCCGGUUCUCGAGGCGAUGGCCUGUGGGGUGCCGGUGGCGUGCAGUAAUGUGACGAGCCUUCCGGAAGUGGUGGGCGAAGCGGCGCUGUUGUUCGACCCCAAGUGUGCGGAAUCGAUCGCUGGAGCGCUGUUGGCUUUGGAUGAUCCUGAGAGGGCGGCACAAUUGGCCACGGCAGGUCGAGCCAGGGCGGCCAGAUUCGAUACGGUGGCCACGAUGGGUGAGAGUUACUUGCGAGUGCUGGAAGAGGUUCCGCCUGCAACGGUUCUUCGGGUUCUCUCGCAGAGCGGCUCGCCUGCCCCCCCGGGUGACCGCAACAGCCUGCGGCUUCUCCUUCGGCGUGUGGACUAUUCGCAUCGCCUUGGUGUCGCUUUACCUGUUCUGUGCGAACCAAUCAAUUCGGCCCGCAAAGCCCUGCAAAACCUUGCACUCGCUGCCAACUCCCAGGUGAGUGUCGCCACCGUGUCUGGUCGCAAAGGUUGGUUUUCUCGUCGUCGCUCGCAGUUUACUCGCCUAGAUUCCAACGAUUCUUCUCGCACGACACGCACCGCCUCUUUCAGCAUGGAAAGCCUGGAGCCGCGGGCGAUGCUUGCCGCUUACGUCGACGGCUUUGAGCAGGCCGUCGUGGCCAGUGGUCUGUCGGUGCCGACCGACAUGGCGUUCUCUCCUGAUGGCCGCAUCUUCGUCGCUGAGAAGGCUGGCCGUGUUCGGGUAAUUGAGAAUGGCGUUUUACUUUCCCAACCAUUCUUAGAAGUGCCAGCGGAUCCGCAGGGUCAUCACGGUCUGCUGUCGUUAGCCUUCGACCCCGACUUCCAGAACAACGGAUAUCUGUACAUCUUCUACACCGUGGCCGAAGGUGACCCGGCCGUACGACUGAGCCGCUUCAAGGUUAGCAAUACCGAUCCGAACGUUGCUGACCCCAACAGCGAACUUCCGAUGAUCGAAGACAUCGUGAUGCCGAUCGACAUUCACGACGGCGGCGGCAUGAAGUUCGGCACCGAUGGCAUGCUGUAUCUGGGCAUCGGCGAUGGGGGUAUUCCCGACGCGGCCCAAGGCAUGUCCACCCUGCAGGGCAAGCUGUUGCGGCUCGAUGUUUCGAACUACCCCAACGUUGUGCCGGCGGACAAUCCUUUCGUGGGAGUACCUGGCGUUCGUCCCGAGAUUUAUGCCUCGGGUCUGCGGAAUCCGUUCAAGCUGGACGUCGAUCCGGUGAACGACCGGAUGUGGUUGACCAACACGGGCGAUGAUCAGUUCGAGGAAAUAAACGAAGUUCGACCGGGUGCAAACUAUGGAUGGCCCAUCUACGAAGGCCCCACGGAUGUUCCGGGCUUUACGACACCGAUCUAUUCUUAUGCCCACGAUCAAAUCGGUGGUUCGAUCACCGCGGGCACGUUCUACUACGGCAAUGCUCUGCCGGAAGAGUACAACGGCGACUUCUUCUUUGCCGACUUCUCCCACCAGUCGAUCCGACGGCUUGAUCUGACCGAAAGCAACGACCACUACCACGACGGAGUCCAUCACGAGCUGACCUCGACCGACUUCGCCACGGGACUGUUCGGCCCGGUCGAUAUCGAAGUCGACCAAAACGGUGAACUGUAUUAUCUCGAUGUGUGGACCGGCACGGUUUAUCACAUCGACUACGUGGGCGAGGGGAAUCGUAAUCCAACCGCGGUCGGGACGGCCGACGUGGGCUUCGGCGAUUCGCCCCUUACGGUGAACUUCGAUGGUUCGCAAAGCAGCGACCCCGAUAACGACGACCUGUUCUACUCGUGGGACUUUGGCGAUGGUUACCCACCCGUGCCAGGUGUCAAUGUUUCGCACACUUACCAAAAUCCGGGCAUCUAUCAGGCCGUAUUGACAGUUCAUGACGGCAAUGGGGGUAGCGGCAUAUCUGAGCCAAUUACGAUUGCCGUGGACGAACAUCCGCCCACCGGUCAGAUCGAUCUCUUCCCAGAACACACCUUGUAUCAGGGCGGCGACUCGAUCGCGUUCUCGGGCACCGGGUUCGAUGUUGAGGACGGUACGCUUGACGCCUCGGCCUUUAGCUGGAAUAUCACCUUCCACCAUCACACUCAUACACACCCCGUGUUUGGACUGGAAGGGGUUACCUCUGGCUCGUUCGAAGUGCCGGUGACCGGAGAAACAUCGCCUGACGUUUGGUACCGUAUCACGCUGACGGUCACCGAUUCGGCAGGGUUGGAUCAUACGUCGUACGUUGAUGUCUUCCCGCACCUCACCGAGGUCACGCUGUCCACGAAUGUUGGUCUCGCGAACCUGGUGCUAGAUGACGCAACCGUAGGAAGCCCUUUCAUGUUCGAUGGGGUUGCCGGCGUGAUGCGACCCAUCGAAGCGCCACUGCUGCAACAGAAGGACGGGAUGACCUACCUGUUUAAGUCUUGGUCGGAUGGAGGGGCAUUGGCGCACACUAUCGUUACCCCGAUUACGCCGACCACGUUGACAGCGAACUACGAAGUGGUUGCGCCCGAGAGAGUCGAAGCCACCUACUUUGUGGCGGGUCUUUACGAAAAACUGCUGGGGCGGGUAGCCGAUUUGCCCGGGCUGCAGGCCAAUGUCGACCUGUUGGUGGCAGGCGAAUCCCCGACCAACCUGAUCGCGUCGUUAUGGGCUUCGCCCGAACAUCGAAAGAUGCAGGUGAUCGAGUUCUACAACGAAUUUCUCGAUCGUAUCCCGGCCCAAGAUGAAAUUGACUAUUGGGUUGGUCAACUGAACUCCGGCGUAUCGGAAACCGCUUUCGCUCGGACGAUUCUCAGCUCAAGCGAAUUCGUAUCGCUAGAUAACAAUGUCCCCACAAUCUACAUCAACAAGCUGUACUCACUCGUCCUCAAACGCCAGGGUUCGACCCAGGAAGUUCAGGCCUGGGUUAACCUGCUCAACAAUGGUGUGUCACAUGCUGACAUUGCGAAUGUCUUUCUGACCACGGGCGAGCGUUACAAUGUGAUGCUGGCUCGCUACUACACGAAUUUCCUGGAACGCCCGAUGCUGCCCUCCGAGGCUUUGGGCGAUGUGUAUGCCAGCAGUGCGACCGCUCUGCAACAGAUUGGAACUUCGGUUCUGGCCUCUUCAGAGUUCCUCACUCGCCAGACGGCCCGACCGACCGUGGUGGCGCUAUACGACAACGUUUUGCACCGCACGGCGACCGACGGUGAAGUUGACUACUGGACCAACCAGUUGCUCAAUGGGUUGUCGCGCGAGGUGGUGGUAACCGCUUUCCAUCAAUCGGUCGAAGGCCUGGGUCACCUGGUCACGGAGGCUUACGGUUCGAUUCUGGAACGAUUGCCGGCCGACGUGGAACGUGACUACUGGGUGGCUCAAAUCGGAUUGGGCACCACCGAACUCGGGGUCUCGCAAACCUUCUUUUUGUCUGCAGAGUACCAAGCCCUGUACUCAAGCGACGAAGCGUUCAUUAGUAGUUUGUACACCAAGAUUUUGAACCGGGAUGCAGAUUCGGCUGGACUGCAGGCCUGGGUUGCAGCUCUGGAGUCGGGUGUUACGCGACAGACGGCCGUGGCCACCUUCCUGGCAACGGCAGAAUAUCGGGCCCAGGUUAUCACCGAUAUCUACACCGAGUUCCUGGGGCGGAGUCCUGUGGCUGUGGAGACGGCUUACUGGAGUGCAAAUCUUCCGACCAAUGGGACCAUGGCGGCCACGCUAAGAACGGCGGUGUUGGCGUCGGACGAAUACUUCCGCACGGCCACCGUCCACACGGUGGUUGCUCACGAUCUGUCGAACGAGACCUAUGUAGCGGCCCUGUACAAUGACAUCCUCCAGCGGCCGGCCACUCCAGAAGAAGUUGCCGGUUACUCAGCGUUGUUAGGCACUGGGGUGUCGCGCUUCAACGUGACCAGCCAGAUCUGGAAUUCGCCUGAGCGUGCGAGCCUGGUGGCUAAUGAUCUCUACAGCACCUUACUGGGACGUGCCCCGACCGCUCAAGAAGAGGCCGACGUUGCCGCCGCACUGCUGAGCACCGGCGGGAAAAUCGAAUCCACAUUCGGAAUCUUGACCUCCGGUGAAUACAACUCACUGUACGCGUCAGACGAGGCGUUUGUCGGUGCGUUGUAUACCGACGUACUGAAUCGAGCCAUUCUUCCAGAAGAAACCCAGUUCUGGACAACAGUUCUUAGUCAUGGCAACACCCGUGCUGCUGUAACUGCUGUCAUCCAGCAUUCGGAUGAAGCCUUAGGCAACUUGAUUGACGGGGCCUACAACGAUUACCUGGAUCACGACGCUGAAGCGGGCGUUGCGCAAGUCUGGCUCGAUCAAUUGUCUUCCGGGGCUCAAACCGAGCGUGAUCUGGCGCUGUCACUACUUACCUCGGAAGAGUAUUACCAACUACAGAGCCCCUAG
Messenger RNA from Cladocopium goreaui, 5400 nucleotides. Lineage: Eukaryota; Dinophyceae; Suessiales; Symbiodiniaceae. The record is from the annotation of a GenBank genome assembly.